Molecule: messenger RNA, 1371 nt
Organism: Scomber japonicus (chub mackerel)
Lineage: Eukaryota; Metazoa; Chordata; Actinopteri; Scombriformes; Scombridae
Gene: taf11
Product: TAF11 RNA polymerase II, TATA box binding protein (TBP)-associated factor
Exons: 6
Coding region: 233-850 (205 amino acids)
Biological process (GO): RNA polymerase II preinitiation complex assembly; transcription initiation at RNA polymerase II promoter
Cellular component (GO): nucleus; transcription factor TFIID complex
Molecular function (GO): transcription coactivator activity; protein heterodimerization activity
Source: RefSeq, a predicted model, not a curated record
GCUAGCAGAUGUUAGCAUCCCGGCGCUAACUCUGUUCUUAACGAUAACGAGUUUCUCUGAUUAAAUUCACAAUAAUUAAGUUAAUCGUAGCGUUAUUUGGUGUGUGUGAUAAAAGAUAAUACAAGCUGCCUCUCCAUCGUUAGCUGUUGGCUAUUGUUGCUGCUUUGUUGACGCCUGGCUGCAGAGAAGGAUUCAAAUCCAUCUGACGUUGUUUAAUCAAGACUGAGUCGUAAUGGCAGACCCUGCACGGAUCAAAGUUGAGGACACACCUGAGAGAGCAUCUUCUGAUAAAGAGGAGCACCUGAAAUUAGAGGAAGCUGAAGAUAUACCCGUCACACCGAAACCUGCAGACGAGCCCAAAGAGUCGACCUCUCAAGAUCAGCCCAAACAGGAGAUCAAAUCUGAUGCUGCAGCCGGAGAAGAUGAGGAAGAAGGAACUUCAGGCCAACCUGCUUCCAAAAGACUGAAGGUGGAACCAGAGAAGAAAAAGGAGAAGCGCCAAAAGGUUGAUGAGGAUGAAAUACAAAAGAUGCAGGUUUUAGUGUCCUCCUUCUCUGAAGAGCAGCUGAAUCGAUAUGAAAUGUAUAGACGUUCUGCCUUCCCAAAGGCUGCUAUUAAGAGGCUGAUCCAGUCCAUAACAGGAUCAUCAGUGUCCCAAAAUGUGGUGAUCGCCAUGUCUGGUAUUUCCAAGGUUUUUGCUGGAGAAAUAGUUGAGGAAGCAUUGGAUGUUUGUGAGAAGUGGGGAGAUACACCACCACUUCAGCCCAAGCAUAUGAGGGAAGCAGUGAGGAGGCUGAAAAGCAGAGAUCAGAUUCCCAACACCAAGCACAAGCACAUUCUCUUUCACUGAGGCAUCUGCACUUUGUACAGGAACGACAGAGUGCGAUAGAGUGGUGCCAUCGUGUGGAAAACUUGUUCAUGAAGCCACUGUAACCAUAUUGCAGCCAAGUAGGCACUCAUGAUUCUCUAAGUGACCUGAGAUCAAGGUCAAUGACUGCAGUACUGAAGUAUCACCAAUACAGAAAUGAUCAAGGACUUACAUGGCUGUGACAUAGAAUCCACUCCUGUUACAGUUCAAAGUAGACCACAUUCACAUGUAAUUGUCAGUGUAAAUGUUUGUUGCAACAUACAGUUCAAAUGGUGCAAUUUAUACUCAUGUAUUAUGGUUGUAAAUACAUUAUGUUUUAUACUUGAUGUUUGGUUUUUGAUCAUUUUUUGGGGAAACUGUUUGGGGGUCAUUUCUGUGAUGCUGAUUUGAAUUACAAAAUUGUGCCCUUCUGUUUUUUUAGUUUUUUUUUUUACAGCUGUACACACAAACUCUAAAGUUAACUUCAAUAAUGUUUGAAUCCAAUUACAGAUUAUAAUAUCCAU